AUGGCGGCGGCCGUGGUAGGAUCGUCGGUGGGACCAGAGCGCGGGCAGGCGCGGCCCCUGGGACCAUGGCUGGGUCCGAGAACGAGCCCUUUCCUCAGCCAGGCGGACGACACUGACGACGGGCCGGUGCCCGGCACCCCGGGUUACCGGGGUGGGAGCGGGUCCCGAAGGGGGCGCUGCCUCGCGGACCCAUCCCGAGUCUCCUUCCCAGGCGUCCUUCCGGACAUCGAGCAGUUCUUCGCCAUCGGAGACAGCAGCUCCGGCCUCAUCCAGACCGUGUUCAUCUCCAGUUACAUGGUGUUGGCACCUGUGUUUGGCUACCUGGGUGACAGGUACAAUCGGAAGUAUCUCAUGUGCGGGGGCAUUGCCUUCUGGUCCCUGGUGACACUGGGGUCGUCCUUCAUCCCCAGAGAGGUGAGUCGGAUGCUCAGUGUGUUCUACUUCGCCAUCCCAGUGGGCAGUGGCCUGGGCUACAUUGCCGGCUCCAAAGUGAAGGAUGUGGCUGGGGACUGGCACUGGGCUCUGAGGGUGACACCGGGUCUGGGGGUGGUGGCGGUGCUGCUGCUGUUCCUGGUCGUACGGGAGCCGCCGAGGGGAGCCGUGGAGCGCCACUCGGACUCACCACCCCUGAGCCCCACCUCGUGGCGGGCAGACCUGAGGGCGCUGGCUAGAAACCCUAGCUUCGUCCUGUCCUCCCUUGGCUUCACUGCUGUGGCCUUCGUCACGGGCUCCCUGGCGCUCUGGGCUCCUGCGUUCCUGCUGCGUUCCCGCGUGGUCUUGGGGGAGACCCCGCCCUGUCUUCCUGGAGACUCUUGCUCCUCUUCUGACAGCCUCAUUUUUGGGCUCAUCACCUGCCUGACUGGUGUCCUGGGAGUGGGCCUGGGCGUGGAGAUCAGCCGCCGCCUUCGCCACUCCAACCCCCGGGCUGACCCACUGGUCUGUGCUGCUGGCCUCCUGGGCUCUGCGCCCUUCCUCUUCCUGUCCGUGGCUUGUGCCCGUGGCAGCAUCGUGGCCACUUAUGUUUUCAUCUUAUUGGGAGACACUGUUGUCCAUGAACUGGGCCAUGUGGCUGACAUUCUGCUGGUGAGUAGGUUGGCCGUUCCCGGCUUGGGUUCAGAACACCUUCCCUUCCCGGCUCCAGUCUCUGUUCUGGAGUUUGGGGCGCCCUUUCCAAGACUCUUUCUCCUGCUUUUCUGUCCUGUCUCCCCACAGAUGUCCGACCGCCUCCGCCGGAACUGGCCCCCCUCCUUCUUGUCCGAGUUCCGGGCCCUGCAGUUCUCGCUCAUGCUCUGCGCCUUUGUCGGGGCGCUGGGCGGGGCGGCCUUCCUGGGCACCGCCAUCUUCAUCGAGGGAGACCGCCGGCGGGCGCAGCUGCACGUGCAGGGUCUGCUGCACGAGGCCGGGCCCGGAGAUGACCGCAUCGUGGUGCCCCAGCGAGGCCGCUCCACCCGGGUGCCGGUGUCCAGUGUGCUCAUCUGAGGGCCGUCGCUCACCUACCUGCACACCGGCCACCGCUGUCCUCGGGCCCGAACCUCGGCCUGGCCCAGCUUCUGAGAGGAGCCUUGGGCGUGUUCCAGGUCCCACACUACACGGGCAGCCAAGGGCGGGCGAUGGGGCGCAGGAGGGACCCCUCCACUGCAGCAGCCCCAGGGGCUCGGUGCUAUUUGUACUGAAUAAAGUUUGUAGCCAGACCCCA
Molecule: messenger RNA, 1696 nt
Organism: Myotis lucifugus (little brown bat)
Lineage: Eukaryota; Metazoa; Chordata; Mammalia; Chiroptera; Vespertilionidae
Gene: SPNS1
Product: sphingolipid transporter 1 (putative)
Exons: 12
Coding region: 1-1479 (492 amino acids)
Biological process (GO): transmembrane transport
Cellular component (GO): membrane
Molecular function (GO): transmembrane transporter activity
Source: RefSeq, a predicted model, not a curated record